CCGGGGGCCUCUUUGUUUGUCACAUACCCGCUUUUAUUGACUGCUACUUCUGUGCAACCUCAAAGUAUCAUAAUCUCAAGCUCUCUCUUCCAUCACUUUCUUGAAAACUUGCAAAAUAAAAUUUCUUCAAUUCCAAAGCUAUUCUUUCUCUCUCAAAUGGCAGCCUUUUCAUACCAACAGCACCACCCUUUUCAUCUUGACUCAGUUUUCUUGCCUAGCGCUAGCGCCAUUAAGAAUCUGUCUGGCUUUUUGGAGAAAGGGAACAGUAUCAUCAAUACCAACUAUUUUUCUCAAUUUUAUCCUCCUCUCGAAACAACUCCUGAUCUUGAUGUUAGAUUUCAUGAGACUAGCCCUCCUAUUGAUCACAGCUCUAUGGUCGCUGCUCUCAGUGACAAUGAGCCUUCUUCUGUAACCAAGAAACAGAGCACUGAUUCCUCUACUGUGGUGGAUAAGUUUGAAAGUGGUGAACAAGUUACCCAAAAGUUGGCUCCCAUGGACAAGAAGAGAAAGUCAUCUUUCAAUUCUGCCCAAUCAAAGGAUGCUAGAGAUGGAAGAGGCAAGAAGCAAAAGAAAUGCAAUAAUGAAGUCAAAGAAGAUAAGAAGCCUAAAGCUGAAAAAAAAGAUCAAAAGAAAGUUCCUGAUCAAGAGCCACCAACAGGCUACAUUCAUGUAAGAGCAAGGAGGGGCCAAGCCACGGACAGCCACAGCCUUGCAGAGAGGGUAAGAAGAGAGAAAAUAAGUGAAAGGAUGAAGAUAUUGCAACGUCUUGUUCCUGGGUGUGACAAGGUAACUGGGAAGGCCCUCAUGUUGGAUGAAAUUAUCAAUUAUGUUCAGUCCCUACAGAAUCAAGUAGAGUUCCUCUCCAUGAAGCUUGCUUCUGUUAAUCCUUUGUUCUACGACUUUGGAAUGGAUUUUGAUGCAUUGAUGGUCAGACCAGAGGGAUUAAAUAGCUUAGCUUCAUCACUGCCACUUAUGCAACAAUGCCCCCCAACCACAGCUUUCGCUGAUUCAACCGCCACCGCCACCACAACCACCGCAGCCACCAGCACUUUUGUCACAGCAAAUAACUAUUCUCUCAUGGAUGCAUCAGCUCCAUUUUUACUUCCAGGGCAAAGGCCUAGUGACUUCAUACAGGAUGCUACUGGUAGUUCAUUGUGGGACGUAGAUGAACAAAGACAAAAGUUUCUUAAUCCAUCUGGGUUCACCAACAACUUGUGCUCUUCUUUCCACUAAAAUUAACACCAUAGCUGCCCUACAAAAACAUCUGCUUGCAAUGGGAUGUCAAAGCCAGACAAAACCAGAAAGAGAAAAGAAACAGAAAAACAUAGAAAAUCAAUUAAAACGAAGCUUCUUUGGUUUUAACAUAAGUUCCAAUGAAGAAGGCUUCUUGAAAAGUAUUGGCAUCUUAAAAAUGAAUAAAAGGGGCAGCGUAGGAUGCAGCAAAAUCAGUGGAUGAAGAAGAUAACGAAGAAAAAAGGACAUUAUAUACAACCGACCAAAUAAGACCAGAUCUUUCAAUAGAUCCCUUGUUCCUGUCCAUUUUGACCACUUCUAUCUCUAAGUCAUCCAUAAUGCACAAAUACCAAGAUCCUCAUUUCUCAUGAAUGCAUGCCUUAGGCCUAAUUGUUACAAUGUAGAGAGAGCACAGUGUCUUCAAUUAUCCGCUUAUGUAAUUGAAUUGUUAUGGCUUACAGUUAUUCUGUUAUUACAGUUAAUAUUACUGUUGCCUCCCACCUCUUUUAGUUAGUUAGAGAGAGAGAGAGAGAGAGAGAGAGAGAGAGAGAGAAAUAGGUAAUGGAGAAAGCUAAGCCUUGAUGCUCUAUCUGUAAUUGACAUGACUAGUUAUAUAUGCAUUUGUUUUUGGGUA
Ricinus communis (castor bean) is the source of this 1867-nucleotide messenger RNA. Its product is annotated as transcription factor bHLH137. Gene Ontology annotation, cellular component: nucleus. The record is from RefSeq and is a predicted model, not a curated record. Bases 157 to 1233 code for a protein of 358 amino acids. The transcript has 8 exons. Lineage: Eukaryota; Viridiplantae; Streptophyta; Magnoliopsida; Malpighiales; Euphorbiaceae. Gene Ontology annotation, biological process: regulation of DNA-templated transcription. Gene Ontology annotation, molecular function: DNA-binding transcription factor activity; protein dimerization activity.